Pelagomonas calceolata is the source of this 1530-nucleotide messenger RNA. The record is from the annotation of a GenBank genome assembly. NCBI's taxonomy places the organism in Eukaryota, Pelagophyceae, Pelagomonadales, Pelagomonadaceae.
AUGCUCCUCCUCCCCCUCUGCUGCGUCUUCAUCCGCAUCGGUCGCCGGCGCGCGACGCCGCGCGAGAUUCUAAGCACGGGCACGGACCGCCGCGAUAUAAGAAGAGCAGAAACCGCAUGGCGCCGCGAGUACGCGGACCGCGCGCCGCCGGUCGGCGAGACCACCGCCGCGUUGCGCGCGCUCGGCGCCGUGCGCGACGGCGACCGCGUCGCGAGCCUCCUGAGGUGGUGCGACGCGCGCGGCGCGGCCUACUCGCCGUCGGCCGCCGUCGCCGCGCUCGCGCUCGCCGGCCGCGCGGGCGCGGCUAGAGCUCGCGCCGCCGCUUCAGACGUCGACGCCGUCGCGGCGGCCCUCACAGCGGACGGGGUAUCGCCGCACCUCGCGGCGCUCCACGCGGCGCAGCGGACCGGCGCGCUCGAUCUGCACGGCCUCGAUCCGUCUGAAGCGACGCGGGCCGUCUCGUUGCUGCUCGACCACCGCGACCUUCUUACUGAUGAUGUUCUGGUCAUCACGGGCCGCGGCAAGCACUCUAAAACAGGCUCUGUCGUCAAGCGCGAGGUCCACGAGCUGUUGACGCGGCGCGGCGCCGUCUUCGUCGAGGAGAACGAGGGGGCGGUCCGGCUACAGACGAGGCCGGCGCUCUGGCUCGACGCAAGACGGGGCGGCCAGGACGUGGCGUCGCGCGGCGUCGUCACCGUGUUCCUCGCGGACGAAGCCUCGGAGGCGGCGGGCGACGUUGUCACAUUGAUCGCGCGCGGCGGGGACGUCGUCGACGGCGAUAGUAGGUGCGUAGGGCGCAUCGUCGACGCGUCCACCGGCGCCGAGGCGCGCGCCGAGGUUGAGGCAGUUGUUCGCGGCGGGGCGUACGAUCUGUUGGUCCUCGACGGAGCGCCUUCGGAAUUGCUCGCGUUCGCGCUCGAGCGCGCGGCGCGGUGCAACGGUAUCAGCGGCGCCGCGCUGACCGUGGUGCAGUGCGUCGCUGACGAGGAGGAGGUCAAUGCCGCUCUCCAGGCCGGCGCGACGACGCUUUGCGUCGCGGGGGACGCUGAUUCGGCCACGUGGGCCACCGCCUCGCGAGAGGCUACGCCAGCCGGUGGUGAGGACGACGAGGGGGAGGACAUCGAGGCCAUGAACAUUGAGCAGCUACAAGAGCUUAUGGAAGAAAUUGGCGGCCCGCGCGUCGAGGAGAUGUCCCUCGCCGACGCUCGUGAUGUCGCGUGGCGGUUCGUGGAGGCGGAAUUUAGCGCCGAGCACGACCAUGACCAUGACCACGAAGAGGAAGAAGAUGACAGCAUCGCCUACGUCGGCGGCGGCAAGUACACGGAGAACGUCUCCGAAUUAGACGACAUGGACCUCGAGGAGCUGGCCGAGCUGAUGGAGAGCGUCGGCGGACCCUCGAUAGGGAAGGACAUGUCCCUCGCCGAGGCGCGCGAUACGGCCUGGGGAUUUCUCGAGGAAAAUUUCAGCGACGUCUGCGAGGGCGACGAGUAAUGUGAUAUAUUGUGAAUCGGUGACUAGUCCUUAUUUGAG